AUGCAAAAGGUCGGGCGAUUCGGGAGGAUGCCCCUUUCCUACGCCUCUGCUCCGAGGUACGCGGGGGAGCCCAGGAUUUGUGGGGAAGCAAAGGGCAGGGAGGUAUUCCUGCCUUCUUUUUCCUCCACCUAUGUGUUGUCCCCUAAUGCCGAGGUCUUUGUUACCAGUUUAAAGAAACCGGACACUGCAGAAGUGACCUCUGGCAGCGGGCUCGUUCCUGGAAGAGGAACGCCCACUCGGGGCUGGAUGCCAAGCAUUCAUGUUCCGCAUCCAGCCCCGGUGAAAUCAGUCCUUGCCUGCAGGAGAGAGGCCAUGGCGGCGGUGUUUCUGCCUGGCAAUCUCCAGGAUGAAGCCACUUGCUCUGUCUGCCUGGAGUUCUUCAAAGACCCCGUGUCCAUCGAGUGUGGGCACAACUUCUGCCGGGCGUGCAUCAUCAAGAGUUGGAAGGACCUAGAGAUGGACUUCCCCUGUCCGCAGUGCCGAGAGGUCUUCCAACAGAAGAGCUUCAGACCCAACCGGCAGCUGGCGAACAUGUCCGAGAUCAUCAGCCAGUUUGCCCUCCGCGGGGCCAAGGGUGCCGAGGAGGACGGGCUCUGCGUGAAGCACAGGGAAGCCCUGAAACUCUACUGCAAGGACGACCGGAAAACCAUCUGCGUGGUGUGCGACAGGUCCCGGGAGCACCGGCCGCAUGCCGUGGUACCCGUCGAUGAGGCAUCUGAGGAGUACAAGGAGAAAAUCCAGGGACGCUUGGAUUUCCUGAAAAAGGAGAGGCAAGAGCUGCUGGAGUUUAAAGUGAAUGAUGAUAAGAAAACCCAGGAGCUCUUGAAAACCAUCGAGAAUGAGCGGCAGAAGCUGCUCUUGGAGUUCGAGAGGCUGCGGCAGUUCCUGCAUGACCAGGAGCACAUCCUCCUGGGGCAGCUGGAGAAGAUGGAGAAGAACAUCGCCAAGAGGCAGAACGAGAACAUCACCGACCUCUCCAAGGAGAUCACGCUCCUCAACAAGCUCAUCACGGAGCUGGAGGAGAAAAUCCAGCAGCCCAUGCUUGAGUUCCUCAAGGAUGUAAUGAACAUCAUAAGCAGAAGUGACGAUGUGAAGUGCCAGAAGCCUGUGCCAGUAUGCACGGAUAUGAAAAUGCACAUCUGCAAUUUCUCCCUCAAGACUGUCGUCCUUGAGAAAGUCUUAAAGAAAUUCAGAGAAAACCUGCGAGAUGAACUGGGAAGAGGUGAAAAAGAGGACCUGACCCUGGACCCCGAUUCGGCAAACCACCUCCUCAUCCUCUCCGCAGACCUCAAGAGCGUGAGGAUGGGCUGUAGGAAACAGGAGCUGCCCGACAACCCCAAGAGAUUCGACACGAACUCGCGGGUGCUGGCUACCACGGGCUUCAAGUCAGGAAGACAUUACUGGGAAGUGGAGGUGGGGGCCUCGGACGGUUGGGCCUUCGGGGUGGCCAAGGAGUCCGUCAGGAGGAAAGGUCUGACGCAGUUUUCCCCCGAAGAAGGGAUCUGGGCAGUGCAGCAAAACGGAGGUCGCUACUGGGCGGUCACCUCGCCCCAACGCACCCCGCUCUGCCUCAGCCAGAAACUCAGUAAGGUCAGGGUGUACCUGGAUUACGAAGGGGAAGAAGUGUCCUUCUACAACGCUGACAACAUGCAGCACAUCUUCACCUUCAACGUCGCCUUCCAGGAGAAGGUGUUCCCUCUCUUUUCGGUCUGUUCUACUGUUACCUACAUCAAACUGUGCCCCUGAGACUUCUCGUGGGCUUCGCUGAGGACCUGUCCCCGUGGUCUUCACUGGAUGGUGCCUGGA
Gymnogyps californianus (California condor) is the source of this 1806-nucleotide messenger RNA. RefSeq names its product tripartite motif containing 7 (gene TRIM7). The transcript has 8 exons. Lineage: Eukaryota; Metazoa; Chordata; Aves; Accipitriformes; Cathartidae. The coding region runs from base 1 to 1746 and encodes 581 amino acids. The record is from RefSeq and is a predicted model, not a curated record. Gene Ontology annotation, molecular function: zinc ion binding; protein binding.